AUGGAGAGGUUGUGGAAGUGGUUCAGACGGAAUAAGACAAAAGACACCAACACAUCGGCAGUUGGUGAUGCACGGGACGCUCUCGAAAGGGAGAGGGAAUACAGACGGCGGCGCAACGACGCUCGCUCGCGUUUACGGCAACUUCGGUGGGUAGUUUGGAUGGACUUUGCCGGCACGACGACCCUGCACGGGCCCAUCCACUUGUCCACAACAGCAGGAAGAACACGGUUCUACUACCUGUGUGUUGUUCUGCUUUGUUCUAUCAUGUUUUGCGUUCACACGAGUCACCUCAUCAAACAAUACCUCAGUUACCCGAUUGUGACCGCCAUUAAGUACGAAAACAUGGAUUUUUUGCAACCCGACAUCACACUGUGUCCGAACAGUCCAUUCACCGAUGUUCACCUCUACCAACACAACAUCUCGUCAGAGGAUUUCGAGCGGGUUUACACCAAGGCGAGGGAGAAGUGGUGGCGCAAACCAGACUUUCUAAAUAUGUCCCCCAACGCGAAGAUAAAACAAAGUCUGCUUGGCUAUUUCUAUCGCAAUUCCUUGGAUAUUGGCAAAAGUGUGUUCGAUCAUGUCAUUUUUUGUGAGCUGAAUGGAGUUAAUUGCCUGAACCAGUUCAUAGUCACAGAGCACCCUGUCUACUAUCGUUGUUUCACGCUGCGACUGCGGUACACACCCCCGGUUCCCGCAGGAGCCACCCACGGGGUUCAGUUGGUGCUUCAUCGGGGCCCAUCGAACGCUCGGCCACUGUUGGUUCUCGACGAAGACGAGCCUUUCAUCGUCCAAUCGAAUGUGCCCUCCUUAGACAAGAGCCAACUGCGGCCCGAUUCCACGUCGAACAACGCCGCCGUCGACAAGGACGGAUUCUACGUGGCGUUUCAUGAACAUCGGACAUUUCCCAACUACCCUUUGCAGAAUCUGCCCAAUGGCAUAGCCCUGCGUUAUGGCUACUUCACGCGAAUCGCCCUAUCCUCCAAGGAAGUGAACUCCGUCAACCUCAAGCGACGACCCUGUGUCUUCUCACGUGACCUCCCGAUGAUUCAACUUGCCAGGCACGACCGCAAGUCAGACAGCAACUUCAAGUCCGACAAAGCAAAGGAAGAUGAGACGCUGACUGAGUUUGAGUACACUGAACAGUCGUGUUUGGCAAACCUUCGCCAGAUUUUGACGAAGGAACGCUGUGGCUGCUUCACGGAGUCCUACUCGAUCCCCUAUAGCUGGCGACAAGUCGGUCUCGCUUAUUGUCACGACGUAGAACAGACGUCUAGCAACGUCAUCCGGAUGUCCGAAAUCAUCGAAUGUGUGAAUGGCGUUGAAAACAUGACCGAUGCAGAGGCAAUUACCGUAGCAACGGUGACCAAACCACAGAAAAUUGCCAAGUUGGUUGCUCCAACCGUACCGGGUGAUGGCGUUCAGGGAUGUCCCCUUCGUUGUGACUACCGCGAUUUCCACGUCCACAUGCACUACUCGUCGAAACUAAAGCAGGAUUUCAACCCAGAGAGGUUCAUAACUUACUUUGACCAAGUGAGCCUACUUGGACCCAAUUCAACAUUCAAGCCGCACAUACAAUUGCAUGGUGCAAAUAUCAGUGCUUCUGAUCUCAUUUUCUUGGACAUUAGUUCGAUUUCAGAGAGCGUGAAUCAGGUUAAUGAAGAUCAGGCGUACACAAUGAUUCAGCUGUUGAGUGAAUUGGGCGGUGUUUCUGGGCUCUACGUUGGAAUAACUCUCUACACGAUAGCAGAGAUCAUUGAUCUGACAGUGCGGUUUUCGAUGCUUGGCUUGCCCUACCUCUGGUAUCAAUUUCUCUACAGGAAGCAGAAGAAGCAAAAUGCCAACUUCCAGGCCAUUGUUAAACAACUCCAGUCAGAGCCGUACACUGAGUUUGCAGAACUCUUCGAGGAGCAAAUAAACGCUUUUUACCGCGUCGACCCGGACCCCCUGGAUGACCGCCACCCCCUACGUUCCGAGUCAAGCUGCGAGCUGGGCCAACUCCUACGCCUCAUUACCUCACAUGACAGCUUCUUCAUUCGUCUCGCAGAUUACCUAUGUGCUAGCGAUGAUCCCUACAAUUCCACAGUCAAGGCUGCAGCUCGUCUCCUCUGUAGCAUCCAGUUCGGCGUCACUUUAUCCUUUACAGUUGCUGAGGCCGACACCACCAUUAGCACCCUCUAUAAACUUGCCCUCAGCGACGCCGAACCAACCAAUUGCUACGCCCUACUUCUUCUAGGGUCUAUUCUAGAUAAUGCCGAGCUACUUUACGUUACAAAACAACGAAAUAUUGAAUUGGUGUCUGUGGUGCUGGGACGGCUAGCCACGUACACGGCAGAACUCGAACGAGAGAUUGCCGAAAACCCAACUUCGAGUAAUGACGCCGGAUUCGGCAACCGACUGGGCUCCUUCUGUUUAGAACCGAUUACUGUGGAGAUGAAGCUGCGUCUCUGUAUGUCGUACCUUACCUCGUUGGCAGAGUAUCAAGAUAUGAUGCCCUACAUGUACGACGGAGGCGUUCUUAGGUACGUUUACCAGUUCCUCGCUCCGGCUUACUCGUCGCGUGACAUACGACUAACAUUUGAGGCGCUGAGGCUUCUCGCGAACCUCCUGUGUCAUCGGUGUAUCCACUUGGACUUUGUUGAGUCCCGCGGCCUGGAAUUGCUCCUACUUGUUCCACGACCUUCCGUAGCUGCCACGGCGGUCAGCGUUGUGCUCUACUACACUGCCUACUUCGAAGACGCAAUGGAGAGGGUCUGCACACUCAAGCCGAAGGUGUUGAACGGACUCAUGACGUACUCCCUGUGGCUGGUCGAGUGCGCGCACCCCUCGGCAAGGUGCUACGCGCUCUAUUUCCUCAGCAUCGCUCUCUGCUACGGCGCGACGUUUCGCAUCUUCACCGAACAUCAGGGCCUACGGUACCUCUACAACGCCCUGUGUGUCCUGCCGAUAAGACUGACGGAAGACGAGAUCCACGUGCGGAAGGAUUCAACCUCGUGGCACGUGGUUCGUGCCAGUCUGCUGACCAUUCGACGCUACCUGGACAUUAGUCUACUCAUCUGGAUGGACACAUUGGACCCUUCGCUGGCCGGCGUGUUUGACGAGCCCCCGAAGGUGGUUGCAGCUGCUGGCAACCGUUUAAUCAAUUACACCACCGAACAGAUGAAUCGCCUCCUUUCCCUGGUAGUCUCGCGAAUGCGCCCCGACGCCGUCUUCGCGCCGAUCAUGGAGCUGUGGGAGUUGGGCGCGAUUCCCGUGCUGUACCGCAUAAUCGCGCGCAACGCCUACGCCCACGCCAACUGGCCCGGCCGCAAUGAAUGCACCCGGGUGGCCGUGGACAUCCUCAACGUUAUGUCGCUGUGCAGCGACCUGGCGGACGAGAUAGUCACCACCGACGUCUACUCCUACCCCGGCGAGACUGCCUUCGCCAGUCUCUCCAACCUCUUCUCCUCGCACACCUCCGAGGGGGAGGAGGACAUCGCCGUGGAAGACGACGACGACGAGAUCCGCGUCGUGAUCAGGCGGGCUCCGGGGGCUGCUCUGCACCCGCGUCCGAGUCUGCACCGCGGCACGGCAGAACCAGCCCACACCCGAUCCCCCGAACCGUCUACACCGCGGGCGCAAACUGCUAGGAGGACCGCUAAUCGUCGGUCGCUUCUACCGCAAGCCGACAUUGAUAGACUGGCGGAUGAACCGUCUUCCGAGGAACGAGUCAACGGACUGCUUGGCUCACUAGUCCGUUUUCCCCUCCCCAAUAGGAUGCUCUUCACGCUAACCCGAGACGACGAGAGUUGGGACGUGGCGGUGCAGAAGGCCAUACUCUCCUUCAUCGGCACCCUCGUGUACCGCCCUAUCGACGAACGCGAACACCCCGACCAACCCGUUCUCGCGAUCAGCGUGAUGCCUCCUCACGCUCUCCCCUCGUCUGUCGACUCGGCACCACCUGCCGAUCCUGUAUUCGCAUCUCCCAAAACGUCACUGAACCGCACCUCCUUGUUCGCCCGCGGUGGCGUUGGAUCGUCGAGGAAGCGGAAACUGGAUGACCCCCCGGGAGAGGCUUCCCCAACGCCCUGCAAACAAGUCGCAAUCUCAAUGGGCGAGAGUUGUCGACCCAUUCGCGGUGCUCAUCGCUCCCAGGCGCCACCGUCGCUGUUGGUGCGUCAGAUGCGUCUCUGGGCGGCAGUGCGUCGGCAGCACGGUCUCAUGCUGCUCAUCCACCACCUGGAGGUCACUCAGCCCAUCUCCGAGGCGGACAGCAUCCGCACCUUGGCUUGCCGUGGACUCGUUGGACUCGCGCGCUCCGAGGAAGUCCGUUCCAUGCUCGCCAAGUUGCCCCUCUUCACCAAAUCACAGCUUCAGUGGAGUCGAGUCGUUGGUAUCGGUACCGGCUUUUUUGGACAGCUGGAUACCUCCUUGGAACUAUCUUUCCAUCCCCCAUUUUUUUUCAUGUCCUGCCUGCGUGAAGUACUGAUGAAGGAGCCCAUUCUGCAGGACCGGAUGGUGGAGCACGCGGAGUUCUGCCGCUACGCGACCCUCCUCAUGCGUCUGGUGCUGGGCAGUCUCUCGGACGGCAGUCUCACGGACGGCGACAUGUCGUUGGAUCGUGUUCGACGCGCCGUCAUCGUGGCCAAAACUCGCAUCCAAUGGGACCAGGAGGAGCUGCUCGAACUCAUUUGGCGGCACCUUCAAAGCCGAGGUCAGCAAGCAUCGGGCUUCAGGCUUCACAAAACAGCGUCGACCCUCCAACAGGAGGCGCGUCUGCGUCUGGAGAACGCGGUGCCGCACCAAUUGCCCCUCUUCAGCAACGACGACGACUCCGAUUUGGAGACCAGUGCGACUGCCACCGCCGUCCUCAAUCACCAAUCCACUGGCGCUGCCACCAGCACCACCACCACCACCACGACGUCUUCCGAGUCCACGACGCCCUCUGUUCGCGUGAACAAGAUCAAACCCGUCGCCAACGCUGCACUGAGCACUCCAAAGGUACCAAACUCCUGUCUCGCCGUCUCAAUCGAUUGUGAGCCGGUGUACAGGGAUCGUUUGGAACGCACACCGGCAGCUGGCAAUCUGUACCUGAAGCAGCCUCAAUCCAGUGCGGUGGUGCCCAGCAACGGCAGUGAGCCGGAGAUGUCACUGUCGAAGAUUGUGGAGUCCUUCCUGUUGCAUCAACACGCCCAGUGUCCCUACCCCGUCUCGGUGUGCCCCCGUUUCUCCCUCCACCAUCCGCAUCGCUGUCCGGAGCCACGCGCGGACACCUGGGCCGGUCCCAUCUCCGACCUCGCUCGACUCGUGUUCGCGCGCGAGACGGUUAUCAAGUGCCAUCGCAUGCGUUGCGCGCCUCAACGCUUCGUCCGACGGUUUAUUCACAGUCGCUUCACCCCGGCGUACACCGUGCGUGACCUCGAAGACGACCUCUACACCGCGGUUUCGUUCUCGAAAUGCGGCGACGAGGGCGCCUUCCUUGGCACGUCUUCGGGCUCGGUGUGCUGGGUGAACGUGGAGGAGGCGGGCUUACCUGUGGAGCUGUUCCGCGCCCAGACCUCACCAAUCAGCCGUCUGGAGCACUCGAGGGACGGCCGGCGUCUGCUUGUCUGCGCGGACUGGGGCGAACCCGCGCUGAUUGUGACCCGCCUCUCACCCACCUCCGAUGUCGUCAACACCACUAGCGCUUCUGCUCCCUGGACAACCAACGCCGAUGAUCCCAUGUUCACCGCGGAGGACGCGAGGUACGCGGAAUUCAGUCGAACAGGACUGCAAGACAAGAUAGUCGCAACUUACGGCAAAGUGGCUAAGGUGUAUGACCUUGUCACGGGUCAGCGAAUCGCUGAUCUCUUCUCCUCAGUGAAGCAGAGCGACUACAUAAUGAACAAGGCGACGUUCUCCGUGGACGACCGUCUAGUGCUCAACGAUGGCGUGGUUUGGGACACCCGGUGCAGCGGUUCCGUCUCGUCUCCGCGUCCAGUCCACAAAAUCGACAAAUUCCAGGACCUCGUGUCGGGCGUCUUCCAUCCGAACGGCCUGGAGGUGGUGGUUGGAUCCGCGGUGUGGGACAUGCGAACUUGGCGACUCUUGCACACUGUUCAGGCGCUUGACAAGUUGGAAGUUACCUUUUCGGACAAUUCAGAUGUCAUCUAUGCUGGCAUAUUUGGAAUGGAUUACGACGAUGUGUUGGACGAGUUGGGACAGAACAGCCGUCUGGCCAUGCAGAAUAUGUUCCGGACGGUUGACGCCGUCGACUACAGCCUGAUCGCCUCGGUAGACGUGAAACACCGCAUUGAACAGCUUGCUCUCGACACCAGCGGUCUCCACUUGGCGCUUGUCGAGAAGCUGGGUGAGAAGAGUGCCAAUGAGCCGAUUACCCAGUGCCGCAUUUACGCCAUUGGACGGAAACGAAGUGACAGGGAGCUUGAAAAUGAGGAACAGGACGACGAGGAGGACGAUCGCCAUCACGACGAUGAGGAGGACGAGGUGGACCUGGUCGGUUCGUCGUCGUCGUCGUCAUCCACUUCGACAGAUUCGGACAGCGAAGGUGACGACGAUGACGCCACCGACGAUCGAUCGGGCGGGAGUGGAACCGACUCCUCGUGGGAAACCGAAGAGGAGGUGGAGGUGCCUGCCAGUGCUGCUGACGACGACACCGAGGAAAGAAACGAUAGCUAG
Molecule: messenger RNA, 6654 nt
Organism: Mesocestoides corti
Lineage: Eukaryota; Metazoa; Platyhelminthes; Cestoda; Cyclophyllidea; Mesocestoididae
Source: the annotation of a GenBank genome assembly